This is a messenger RNA of Octopus sinensis (East Asian common octopus), 1895 nucleotides long. Its product is annotated as calmodulin. NCBI's taxonomy places the organism in Eukaryota, Metazoa, Mollusca, Cephalopoda, Octopoda, Octopodidae. The record is from RefSeq and is a predicted model, not a curated record. The coding region runs from base 115 to 579 and encodes 154 amino acids. The transcript has 5 exons. Gene Ontology annotation, cellular component: myosin II complex. Gene Ontology annotation, molecular function: calcium ion binding.
AAAUAGGAAAUUUAUUAUACAAUAAAACGACAAAAAUUAAAUAUACGCAUUUAGCUGAAUGGUUUUUUUCACCGACUUAAGCGACCUUAAACGGUGUCCCAGUAAACAACAAAAAUGGCCCGUCAUUUCAGUCAGGCAAAAAUUGACGAGUACAAAGAAUGCUUUAGCUUCAAUGCUAAACGUAACUACAUCAGCCAGGAUGAUGAAUUAUCCCUGAUCAUGCGCUCCCUUGGCUUCAGUCCAACUAGAGAGGAGGUUGUCAGAUACUUGGAGAAAUACAAGGAUGAAGAUGGUAAGAUGAACUUUGCCUCAUUCUUGGAUGUACUCCACGAACACAGCCAGUCGGAAGAUGUCAAGACGGAAAUUUUGCAAGCUUUCAAAACUCAUGAUAUUGACAAGAAAGGCUAUGUCUCAGCUAAAGAACUUCGGCACAUCCUUACAAACAUUGGAGACAGACUCACCGAUCAAGAAGUUAACAGCCUUCUACGUGAGUUUCGAAUUUCCCCUGAUGGUCCUGUUCAUUAUGAAGCUUUCCUGAAGCAAUUAUUAACUCCGUUUCCAGACUACGAUCUGUCAUAAGCUACCCGAUUAGCCUAUUUUUGUUUAAUAUGAUUAAUCACCUACUGAAACCUGUCAUUUAAACUUUACUGACCAGCAAAGCCUUUAAAAACAAUUGAGGGGAAACAUAAUUAAUUUUAACUUGCAAGAGUUAAUAGAAGGUACUUCUUUCUCUUCAGAUAUUCUAACCUAUAGAAAUAUAUGUCCUUUUUGUAUGUCUUAGUCUCUCUCUUUUACACUCUCUCGCCGUUCUUUGAGUGUGUGUAUAUAUAUAUAUAUGAUGAUGAUGAUGAUGAUAUAUAUAUAUAUACACACAUAUAUUAUAAAGGUUUUCCUUGACUGGGACUUUAAGUUUUGUCUGAUGGCUUAUUCAACCUCUGGCUGAAUAAACCAUCAAACAAAAUUGGAAGUCCUGGUCAGAAUGAAUUUAUUUUUAUGACUCUACUUUCAUUAUUGAGUCUCUUCAUCAAGCACAAACAUUGAUUAAUAAUUGAAUGACAAAAAAAAACAGGUGAUAUGUAAUCACCUUCAUUAGCUAUUACAGCUCUAAUCUAAUGAUGAUAAUUGCAUAACUCCUGCUCUUUUGAUAGUCAUUUAUUCAUUAAUACUGCAUUCUGUACUUCUGGUGCUUAUAAGAGUCUGGAGAGGAGAACGUUAGUGAAUUCUCUCCACCUCACUGCCAGAACUUUGUAAUGCUCUACAUUAUAAGUGUUUUAAAUUAUAACAACUGUUUAUUAGCCCUGCUAUGGCAAAAUGGGAAUAUAAUUAUGUAUGUGUCUCGGAGUGGUUGGCAUUAGGAAGGGCAUCCAGCUGUAGAAACUCUGCCAGAUCAAGAUUGGAGCCUGGUGCCGCCAUCUGGUUCGCCAGCCCUCAGCCAAAAUCAUCCAACCCAUGCUAGCAUGGAAAGCGGACGUUAAACGAUGAUGAUGAUGAUGAUAUGCAUGCAUAUUCUUAUUUUGAUAUUCUAAAUUUUUUACAGGGAUUAUUGUCUCAUCAUUUCAUUUCUGCUUCCCUUGCAAAUCUAGAGACUUAGACUUCUAAUGUAAGAAAUGUUAUCAACUUACUGGUUGGGCUCAUGGACGCCCUAAAAUAGAUAUAAGCUCCAAAUGUGUGGAUCAGUUUUGGAGGUAGAGGUUUGAUCUUGUAGUGUUAGAAUCAUUUCACUUCUUAUGCAUUACAGAUGCUCUUAGAAAUGACUCGAACAUCACAAUAUCUCACACCCUUUAAUUUAUUAAAAUAUCAAGCCUUCAUGCUUGAUAUUAUCUCUGGAACACACUACUUGGUGUAAGUAUACAAAACAAACACACUUAUUGCAAUUCAACAAGCAACCAGAAUUU